AUCUUUCACCAAUAAACUUAAUAAUUGGUAGUUGUUAUCCUUUAGAAUAAUUAAUUUCAUAAGACAGCUGUUUGGUAAGAUGUACAAGUAGAUUUACUUUCACACACAGUAAAGCCAGUUAACUCCCUGCCUAGUGGAAGCAAGAGGCAAGGGUGGGGUAGAGUAUCAGAAUUAUUUGGCAAGGUUUUUCAUGCUGCACAUAGAGCCCCGCCUCCUUAAAUCAUUUCCAAGUGACCUACCAUCACCACUGGGACUGGAUCAUCGCUCUUUGGUGCUGGGGGAGAAAGAUGACAGGUCUACUGACUGAAGCAUUUGAGUCUUUUUCCGGUAACUCGGACGUAGUAAGUGCUUUGAGCCAAAGCCUGGAAGUCUGUCCUGCCUGCUUCUGUAAUCUGGCGCUAUGCAUCCAGAUCCUCGGCCCUUACAGACACUGCUGUAUGUUGUUACUCUUGCGAUUCUGUGUCCUUCCGUGAAUUCAGACUUGGCACCAUCUUUUAUUUCUGAGCCACUGUCCGCUGUCCAGAGACUUGGUGGACCCGUAGUACUCCAUUGUUCUGCUAAGCCUGUGACCGCUCGUAUCUCAUGGUUGCAUAAUGGAAAAAGACUGGAUAGAAACAUGGAACAGAUUAAGAUGCAACAGGGGACUUUGACUAUUCUGUCCCUUAAUCCCUCCCUUUCGGGUUCCUACCAGUGCGUUGCCAACAAUAGCAUCGGAGCAAUUGUGAGCAGCCCUGCAACAGUAUCUACUGCUGUUCUUGGUGAUUUUGGUUCACCAACAAAGCAGGUUAUUACAGCGGAAGAAAAGAGUGCCGGUUUCAUUGGCUGCAAAGUACCAGAUAGUAACCCCAAGGCUGAGGUGCGCUAUAAAAUCCGGGGAAAGUGGCUGAAACAUUCCACAGAGAAGUACUUAAUCCUUCCAUCAGGGAAUCUUCAGAUUCUGAAUGUAUCUUCAGAGGACAAGGGAUCAUAUAAGUGUGCAGCUUUUAAUCCUGUCACUCAUGAAUUAAAAGUUGAACCCAUUGGCCGAAAGCUUCUUGUCAGUCGCCCUUCUUCCGACGAUUUUCACAUUCUUCACCCCACCUUUUCACAGGCACUAGCUGUGCUUUCUCAUAGCCCCGUCACCCUGGAGUGUGUGGUGAGUGGGGUCCCAGUUUCUCAAGUGCACUGGCUGAAGGACGGUCAGGACGCUGUGCCGGGAAGCAACUGGCGAAGGUUGCAUUCCCAUCUUGCCACAGACAGCAUUGACCCGGUGGACUCUGGAAACUAUUCUUGUAUAGUGGGAAACAAGUCUGGAGACGUAAAACAUGUGACUUACGUGGUUAAUGUGCUUGAAAAUGCUUCAAUUUCUAAAGGACUACAGGAUCAGACAGUCUCUCUGGGUGCCACAGUACAAUUUACUUGUGAGAUUCAUGGGAACCCAACUCCAAACCGUACCUGGUUUCAUAACGCACAACCUGUUCAUCCUUCCCCACGACAUCUAACUGUAGGAAACAGACUGAAAAUCAGUGGUGUUACCAUGGAAGAUUCUGGGCUGUAUCAGUGUGUAGCAGAUAAUGGGAUUGGAUUCAUACAGUCUACUGGGAGACUUGAAAUUGAAAAAGGCAGUGGACUCAAGCCAGUUAUAAUUACAGCACCAGCAAGUACAAAGGUGGUAGAUGGAGACUUUGUUACUCUGUCCUGCAAUGCCACUGGCGUGCCGGUCCCGGUCAUGCGUUGGUAUGACAGGCACGGGUUGAUAACCAGCCAUCCGUCUCAAGUGCUCAGAUCAAAAUCCCGGAAAUCACACUUACGACCUGGGGGCUAUGACCUGGAGCCUGUCUACUUCAUCAUGUCCCGAGCUGGCUCAAGCUCUCUGCAUAUUCAGGCCGUCACUCAGGAGCAUGCUGGGAAAUACAUCUGCGAAGCUGCAAAUGAACAUGGUGCCACACAGUCGGAGGCAGUCCUCACAGUUGUUCCUUUUGAAACAAAUACAAAAGCAGAAACAGUUACACCUUCCAAUCCCACUCAGAAUGAUAAAAGAGAUGGUUCAGAAGCUGGAUUAUUGAGCUCAUUUCCAGGGAAGAGACACUCCAGCGCAGUGGAAUCAUCGCCAGAGAAAAACACUAGUGGUGCCUCUGUCCCUGAUGCCCCCAUCAUUCUGAGCCCUCCGCAGACCUACACAUCUGAUACGUACAACCUGGUCUGGAGGGCGGGGAAGGAUGGCGGGCUGCCCAUCAAUGCCUAUUUUGUGAAGUAUCGAAAGCUAGAUGACGGCGUUGGCCUGGUGGGAAGCUGGCACACAGUUCGAGUCCCGGGAAGUGAGAAUGAGCUCCAUCUGACAGAACUGGAGCCAUCUAGUCUCUAUGAAGUUUUGAUGGUGGCAAGAAACGCAGCAGGUGAAGGGCAGCCCGCCAUGCUUACCUUCCGAACCAGCAAAGAGAAAACAACCUCAUCAAAAAACACCCAGGCGUCCUCUCCACCCAUGGGCAUCCCUAGGCGUCCUGUUGUUUCGGAGGCUGUGGACAACUUUGGGGUGGUACUUACAGAUUCCUCUAGGCAUAGUGGAGUUCCAGAGGCACCUGAUCGGCCUACCAUCUCUACGGCAUCAGAGACGUCCGUCUAUGUCACUUGGAUUCCUCGGGCCAAUGGGGGUUCUCCAAUCACUGCCUUCAAGGUCGAGUACAAACGGAUGAGGACUAGUGAUUGGCUGGUGGCAGCUGAAGAUAUCCCUCCUUCCAAACUUUCUGUGGAAGUUCGUAGCUUAGAGCCAGGUUCAACAUACAAAUUUAGGGUUAUUGCCAUCAACCAUUAUGGUGAGAGUUUUCGGAGUUCGGCAUCUCGUCCUUAUCAGGUGGCUGGGUUCCCCAAUCGUUUCUCUAACCGUCCAAUAACUGGACCCCACAUUGCAUACACUGAAGCUGUCAGUGAUACGCAGAUCAUGCUGAAGUGGACGUACAUUCCAUCAAGUAACAAUAAUACUCCCAUUCAAGGAUUUUAUAUCUACUACCGGCCAACAGAUAGUGACAAUGACAGUGAUUACAAGAGGGAUGUUGUAGAAGGUUCAAAGCAGUGGCACAUGAUUGGCCAUCUGCAGCCAGAAACCUCCUACGAUAUUAAAAUGCAGUGCUUCAACGAAGGGGGAGAAAGCGAGUUUAGUAACGUGAUGAUCUGUGAAACUAAAGUGAAACGUGUUCCUGGAGCUUCUGAGUAUCCUGUCAAAGACUUGAGUACCCCUCCAAAUUCCCCAGGAGGUGGACGAAACGUUGGGCCUGCAACCAGCCCCACCAGAAGCAGCGAUAUGUUGUAUCUGAUAGUUGGCUGCGUGCUGGGUGUCAUGGUCCUCAUUCUCAUGGCUUUCAUCGCCAUGUGCCUGUGGAAGAACCGCCAGCAAAGCACCAUACAGAAAUAUGACCCUCCAGGAUAUCUCUACCAAGGAUCAGAUAUUAAUGGACAGAUGGUGGAAUACACUACUCUGCCUGGCACAAAUCGGAUAAAUGGGAAUGUUCAUGGAAGCUUCAUAAGUAAUGGAGGUCUCAGCAAUGGCUGCUCCCAUGUUCACCAUAAGAUCUCUAAUGGAGUCAAUGGAGUCAUGAAUGGGAACUUGAAUGGAGGGCUUUACGCGGGACACACAAGCUCACUAACCAGGACACAUGUGGAUUUUGAACAUCCUCGUCACCUAGUAAAUGGUGGUGGGAGGUACACAGCAGUACCUCAGACGGACCCGCUGGAGCGCGUUAGCUGUCGAAAUUGUCGGAACAACAAUAGGUGUUUCACCAAAACCAGCAGCACUUUCAGCAGCAGCCCCCUUCCUGUGGUCCCAGUGGUAGCACCUUAUCCUCACGAUGGCUUGGAAAUGAAGCCCCUCAGUCACAUGAAGGUGCCCGUAUGUCUGGCUUCCACAGCCCCCGACUGUAGCCAGUCACCUGAGGAGAGCUUCAAAGAUGGCACGGCACCAAGACCUGCUCAGCAUACUUGCUGUCAGGACAAGAGAAAUGACAUCGACAUUGAGUGCACAGAAGAUACAGCAGAGUUCAGCAGAGGAGACAGCUGUGUCCAUUCAGAAACAGAGAACAAAAUUUUAAGUUGGAAUCCUCUUAUUUUGCCACAUGGGUCAAAGGACUGUACUGAAAAGACAGCGUGGUCUCCUCCCGGCAUUCCUCUAGACAGCCCUUCAGGGGUCCUUCAGCAACCCCAAGAAACCUGAGGAUGUGCAUACGACUGGUCAUGCUCCCACUUCAAGCCAUCACCUGCACAAAACAGGCCUGGGGAUGGACUGCGUGAAGGACAUUCAUUCAAAUCAGAGAAAAUCGUUAUUUAUUUUUUGUAGUAGUAAGGUCACAUGAAUGUAUCUUAAAUUGUGUGCCCUUUUUUAUUAUUUAUGCCUUAACAAUUCCUAUUCCUCCCUCCCCCUCAGUAGGAAACCUAGUUUUGCGUAGUUUUCAAUCAUCUGAGAGCAGUGGUAUCAUUCCAUGUUUCCGAGAACCUCAGUGACCAGAAGAGCUCCUCCUGCAAGGAUCCAGCCUCUUGGCCGAUACGGCUCGAGAGGGAACUGAUCUGGCUGUUCGAAGUUUUCAGAUGGAAAGCUGGCUUUUGAUACUAUGUUUAUUAUUAUUGAGAACAUUUGGAAUCACCCUCAGCUGUCACCUAGUGUUUAUAAUAGCAGGUCUCUUUUGAAUUUUAGGAGUGCCUUCCACAGAAGUGAUAGGGGACCUGUUGACUGUCUGCACAUGGGCACAAGUUAUGUUCCGUUUUCUAGACACUAGUCACAAAGUGUCAUGAACAUGGUUUGAGGUUAAGGUCUGUGGGGUUAUUGCAUUUUGCAGAGAGGGAACCAGGGCCAGAGAGAAGAAUGAAUGUCCUCAGGUCCCACUACCUUAAAAUUGGAUUGGUUUAUAAAAUCAUCACUGUGGGGCUCUUUUUGACUGUUCUGAGAGUAGGAACAACAUAAGUUUAAAGUGGCGACUUGAAAAGAAAGACCCACAUUGUGCUCCCGGUGUCAUGCCACCCGAAAAUUAUUAUUUUCCAGCUUCCAACAUGGGCAAUGCUUGGAAGACUUGAAUGUCAGAAAAGAUUUAAUUUGGAGGGAAAGGGGUAUGGUCUGAAAUUUCCUGACUUUUUUCAGAAUGUCGUCAUUGUAAACAGGCACCUGAAGCUUCGGUUAGCAGAGCUCAUAAAUCACAGUUACUGCUCCCUCUGAGUGACGAGGACAUUUGCAGCUGCCUUUGGAAGGCUUUUCUUCUCCACAUCUAAAAAAAAGAAAGAAAAGCUCACAAAAAAACACUACUACUAUUUAAUAGCUAUUUUAAUAGCUUUUGAGUCAAGCUUUAAUGGAUCACUGCUUAUUUUUGGAUUGUGCAUCCCUUGGGGGGAAAAAAAAACAAAAUGAUUCUCUUUAUGUAGAGUCAAACAGUUUCAGCAUAAAUGAAAAAAGCUUCUUUCCCAAAAAUUGCAGUGAAAUAGACUAGAAUACUAUGUUAAUCAACUGUUUAUGUAAAUGCAUCAAUAUUCCCUUACAUAUGUCUAUAUAUUUUAUAAAUAGAGCUGUUAGCGAAAUACGCUGUUUGAGCUGGGUCACUAUGCGAGAAUGUCUUCGAGUGGAAUGUAGUGAAUAUAAUUUCAGGGUCCGGUAUUAGGGGUGCUGUGUAGAAUCAAAUUCUGCAUUCCAGAUGUCCAUACCUAUAGUAUGCUGGAUUUAUGCUUCAUGUGGUGUAGAUACACUUGGCGUUGGAGGGGGAUAUCUGCAUCCCUUCUGUGAUUAGCAAAGGACGGAGUCCUAGUGCACAGAAUAUGAAAACAUGCCCUGUGUUUGCCAACCAACUCACAGCCAUGCGGUCACAAAGGGAGUUUGAGAAAACUGGGAGUAAAUGUUCGUAGGCAGUCAUUUUGAUUCAGGAAACAGAGGUAUAUUAGCAUGAGCCUUAGGUCAUAAACUGCUUUUAAAGAUUGAGUUUGAAUAUGGGAUUUGUCCACCCGGUAGAGGAGACAACUUUUACCUUUAGGGCAAACUCAUUGUGGACUGCUUUAUUUAUAUUAUUAGUAACGCUGUUUUAAGUGUUAUCCCUUUUAUUGUAUUUUAUUUAUAAAAAAAUGCCUUUAUAUAUUGAGACAUAAAUAUAAAUAUAAAUAUAUAAAUAUAUAUAUA
Molecule: messenger RNA, 6121 nt
Organism: Neofelis nebulosa (Clouded leopard)
Lineage: Eukaryota; Metazoa; Chordata; Mammalia; Carnivora; Felidae
Gene: CDON
Product: cell adhesion associated, oncogene regulated
Exons: 20
Coding region: 401-4183 (1260 amino acids)
Biological process (GO): cell-cell adhesion; nervous system development; axon guidance
Cellular component (GO): plasma membrane; axon
Molecular function (GO): protein binding
Source: RefSeq, a predicted model, not a curated record